UUUGUUUUUUAGUAAAUUAUUUUGUAAGAAAAUCGAAGAGUUUGUGGACGGCUCGCAGGGACCACCCUGUUCUAGCCAAGAAAAUGCCAGUACUUUGUUCAGGUAUUGUUUUAUAUAUUUUCAUCAAUAAAUUAGGUAAGUAAGACAAGUCAAAUGUGCCUCUUAUUCUAAAUGUUGUAGAUGUGCUUCUUGCAAGAGAUUGCUGACGGCAAAAAAUCAAUCUAGAAUACCCUGUGUGUUGAACAGGUAAAAAAUAUCUUAUUCAAGUAUGGUCCCUAAACUUACUUGUACAUAGUUCUUAGCUUAUCCGUAUCAAUUUUGGUUAAAUUCUUAGAAUGAAUGUUGACUCAAGGGGAGAAAUUUCUUAUUAUCAUUCACGGUAAGGUUGCUUGUUAUGAGUUUUUCGCUGAUUUUCACUGGGAAAAAAAUUGAAAAGUUCAAACCAUGAAAAUUAUAUUUAUUCAACUAAAUCUAUGGUGUAUCCCAGGGGCGUAUCUACCGUGGGACGGGUGCAGGGGAUGAGCACCCCACCUAGUGGUGUCUAGCAACCCCCUAGAGAAGUCCAGCACCACCCUAAAAAAAUCUGCUUGACCAUACAUUUUCUGCUUUUCGAAUAACUUCUACUGUUAGCGCGUGUCGAUUCUUUAAAACGAUUUAAUUGAUUUGUGAGCUCACGAGAAAAUACUCAGAAUGCUUCAGUUAAAUAUCAUGGUUAUUUUCAAAUAUACUGUACUUUAAGAAGCAAAUUUAUUGUCCUGUGCUACAGCAACUGUCCAGUUACAUAUACAUGAUAAAAAGCCGACAUAAACUUUAUAAAGAAAGAUAAUGUAAAACGUAACAGAACGGCCAUCUCAAAUAAUGGUAAUGUGGGGAUACUGUAGUAGCGUUGCAGACUGCAGAGGAGAGUGGGCAGUAAGGCUUCCUCAUGCACCACCCCAUGGAAAACCUGCACCCCUCCUUGCAGAAGAGGCUAGAUCCGCGCCUGGACUGUAUCCACACUAUAUCCACUAUGGCAUAGUAAGGACGUCAAAAUUCAUCGUGCCUAUUAAUUGUAUUUUUGUACAAACGCCAUUCACAAUUUCCUUUGUGUAGGGAUAUGCAGUGGGAUAUUAAUGAUCAUCUCGUAAAUUUAAAAGAGAAGUUAAAAACAUGGCGGGACGUGUAUUGGAGGUACUGUAUUGUAUGUUUUCUAUUGUUCUAUAUCUGGAGCAAAACUUCAGUCAUUUGGCCUAUGAGAAAAAUGAAGGCAAGAUGGCGGGAAUUGACCUCCAAUAACCAUAUGAAGGUUGUAAACAGUUUUCAUACAAUUCUUCUCAGCUAAUUUCAGGUUUUUCUAACGGACUGUAUCGCUAAUCAAGUUAUGAGUUCAUAAAACAUAGUAUUAUUCUUUUAAUCGAGGUCAAAAUACGAAAUUUUGGCACACUCCUUGCAAGCUUCGUGUUAACCGCGCAGGCAAAAACAAUAAAAAGGGACUGGAACUGACGUCCAAUAGCUCUUCAAUUUCCGCCAUCUUGGCGUCACUUUUUGGACUUGAGUUCUCGCUCCAGAUAUAUGUGGUAUAUUUAUGAUCAAUAAAUCAUGAUCAAGCAAUCGAUCAAUCAAUAAAUCGAUCAAUCAAUUAGUCAAAUAUAUAAUCAAUCGAUCAAUAAUCAACCAAUCGAUCAAUAAAUAAAUAAUCGUCAAAUAAUCAAUCGAUAAAUAAUCAAUCAAUCAUUAAUCAACAAAUUGAUUAAUCAUUAAUCAAUCAAUCGAUAACCAAUCGAUAAUCAUCCAAUAUUUGAAAACGACUGAAUUAAUUUAUUAUCUCUAGUCCGUAUAUUGCCUACUAUCGCCUUUCCCUAUUUAUAAUUUUCCAUGAAUUUUCAUCCAUAUUUUUAGAAGUGGCAAGCGUACUACAGUACUAAAACUCAUCAAUAUGUCCAAAUCUAACACAUUAAGAUAACGUGAUAAUUUUUCUCUGCAGGUUAUGGGGAUCGAGCAAUAUCUUAUACUGUUAUCGAUGUCGAUGUUAUUUUCCAUGUACGGACUUCGGUCAUUGUCAGUAUCACACUUCUGCUCCUGAAUAUAAAGCCAAGUCCGAACAUGAUUCUGUUGGUGUUUAUCCAUGUUGUCAGCAAAAGGCUUUGUUAUACGAUUCAAUCGGUGUUUUUAUGGUUAGAAAAUUUGUUUAAAUUUGUAAGAGGUAGUUGUAUUAAUGAUGAUAGAUAGGGUGUCAGCUAUACAUUAGCAAAUUCUAGUAAUUUCCCAAUUCAGAUCUGCCAAAAAUACAUGACAAUUAUGAAUAUAUUUAAAAAUAUAAGAUUAUUGAACUUGAAAAAGGAUUGUAAACCAGAUCAAGGUUGUGAAGAUGUUGUCGGUCCUAAAAUAUAUUUGCCUGUUUUAGUAAGCAAAACAAUGUCUGUUGACUUGCACUUCAGAGGUCUACAUUUAGCUCAGCCAAUCAGCGCCUUGCCGCUUUUUGUCUCUUCACGUGACAUAUUAUGGUUGACAUGAUUUGACAAUGAGCUGGUUUCUUCCUGUAGUAAGUUAGUAACACUACAGCAAUACUGUAAACAACCCUUGACCUUGAUUUUCUUCCAUAGGGUUGCCGUGUCAAGGAUCAUCUUAUCCAUCCCCCAGGAUCCCCUCAUACCACCGAUGCUCCUGGUGAUAAGAAUGCCCCAGGCAAAGAUCCUCCUGCUUCGCCAAAUGGAAGUCUCUCACCUAGUGUGCCCUCUGAUCAUGCUGUGAAACGUCAAGCCAGUACAAGUGGUGUGGUCAAUGAUCCUUCCGUUGUGAAGGAUUUAUUGGCUCAUCGUGAUAUCAUUUGUUUACCUUUUCACAGAUCGGCAAGUGCUAGGUAAUUAUUGGUUUAAUCUUAGUCGAUCAAUCAACCGUUAAAUAAAUCUAGUGAUCAAUCAGUUCGUUCAUUGAUUAUUAUUAAAACCUUAUAUAAAUACUGAAUCAACCAAUAAUCAACCAUCCAUCAAUAAUAAAUAAUCAAUCAAUAAUCAGCCAAUCAAUCAAUAAUUUAUCAGUCAAAUAAAUAAAUAAAUAAUCAAUCAAAUCAAUAAACAAUAAAUAAUCAGCCAAUCUAUCAAUAAAUAAAUAAUCAGUCAACAAUAAUCGAUUAAUCAGUAAAUAACGAUCAAUAAACAAUCAAUCAAUAGUCGAUCAAUCAAAUAAACAAUCAACCAAUCAAUAAUCAAUCAAUAAAUGAUCAAUCGAUUAAUAAACAAUCAAUAAACAGUCAAUCAAUCAAUAAUCAAUCGAUGAAAUAAAUAGUCAAUCAAUAAUCAACCAAUCGAGAAAUAAUCAAUCAAUGAACAAUCGUAAUCAAUCAAUCAAUCUAAUAAUUGAAAACGACUGAAUGAAUCUAUCAUCUCUUGUCCGUUAGUAGCCUAUUUUACCUUUUCCUAUUUAUGAUUUUCCAUAAAUUUUCUUCCCUAUUUUUAGGACAUCUGAGCUAAAUAUUUUCCACGAAGAUGAAUCAUCAGAUGUCUGGAAAUCACCGAGGGUAGGACUUUUAUCAUCUUACUUUAUAUACUGAAGACGAGCGUUAAAAACAAUCGCUGAUGGAGUUCUUUAUUAUUUUAAUACGUUUUUGUGUUUUCUUUCAGUUCGCUUCCCUGAAGUUUUCAGGAAACGCAGUGGACAAAAGAGCUGUCGUCGACCAUUCAUCUGUAAGUGUUCCUGCUCAUGUAUAUUUCCAAACCUUUGGGGCUUCGCGGCGCAGUCGUCACAGCAAGUGCUUUUCACCUCUGAGAUCGUGGGUUUGAUUCUCGCUACGGACUCAUGUGAAAAGAGUCAGUCAACGCUCUGCCGAAAGUCGUGGGUUUUCUCCGGGUGCUCCGGAUUCCUCCCACAAGGAAAGUUGACAGGGUGGGUUGGGAUAAACACAGUUAAGAAGUAAUAUUACUAUUGUUGUAAAGAUAAAAUAGUCUGGGCUAAGUAUGUAAUCAGGUAAGCGUAAUACUUGAUGUAAAAUGCAUUUGAUCAUAUUUACCUGUAAAUUUGCGCUACAAGCAAUGUUUAUCGUCAUCGCAUGAAGCUCGAGUUGUGUGUACUCUCUGUAGGCAUUACCUCCGAUCAGACGCAGUAAGACAACCAUCUCACAACGAGUGCCUAGCGGCCGUAGAAAGACGGCCAUCUUGAAAAAUCAUGAUUAUUUUGAUACAAGUGAAGACGAAGAGGAUGGAGAUGAAGAGUAUCAUGAUAUCAAAGGUAAAGUCUGUGGCGUGUGGGAAUGGAUCCAGCCAGAUCUGGUAGGGGUUGGGGUGCAGGGUCAGAGGGGAGGAUGAAGAAGGUACCCAUAAGGUUUCCCCUGAUAUACAGUUGACUUCGUUUGAGCAUGCAGAACUUCAAAUUUUGUCCUAUAUUUAUGGAACACAUUAUUCUACUAUAAGACAGCUAUAAUGAAACUAAUUUGUAAAAUAAUUAAGAAUGUAACAUCUAACUCGAUGUCAGACUUGGUAAGCAGACGAGAAUGCAAUUACUCUCUACGAGCCAAAUACCAACUAUCUGCACCCUGCUUCAAUACAAAAACUUUGAAGCUUUCUAUAACGUAUAGAGGUGCAAUCUUGUGGAAUGAUAUAAAUCGAAAACAUUGCGAAAUAAACAUUGAUGAACAUGUCAAUGUUAACGCCUUCGUAAAAAAGGCCAUAAAAACAAUCACCUUCAAAGACUUUGUCUUUUCAUAGACAUAGUAAAUAGAUAGUAAUUAAUUCUAUAUAAUUUAUAACUUUUGUAUAUAUCUCUAAGUGCACGACCCCACAAGCUUAUGCCUUAAACAUCAUCGUGCAUAAAUAAAGUCAUAUUAAGUUCUUUGUAGGUUUGCAUGGCGAUAAAACAUAUAAUAGUUUUUGUUUGUGGAAACACCACGUAAAUUUAUUACUGCAAAUUAAUGUUUUUUGAAGUCAUAUUAUUAUUAUUCAAUGUUCUGGACUAUUGUGUUGAACGUUUAUAACCUGGCUUACACUGUCAAAGUUUCUGUGAUCACAGUAGGAAUUUUGUACCGGUAAAUUCUACGUUUUGAAGGAUUUGUAAGAAAUGUUUGAGGGAACUCACUCAAUAUUAAACACCGAGUCCGUUCCCUCAAACAUUUCUUACAAAUCCUUCAAAACUUAGAAUUUACCACCCGAAUGCAAAAUUCCUACUGUGAUCACAGAAACGUUGCUAGUGUAAACCAAGCCUUAUGGUUUGGUAUAACACACUAGUCCCACUUUGAAAGAUUCAAGUAUGAUUUUCCUUAGUGUGUACUAAUUAUUUUUUCAAGUUCGUCAUUUUCGUCGAGUUAAAAAAAAGGUGAUUGAAGAUCGGCAAAGGUGAGUGUCUAAUAUACUAUAUUGACAGUGGCGAAGCCAGCCCGACAAUUUGGUCAUGCUAUGCAAAUAUUUCCAUAAAAACAAUCAAUUUCUAAAGAAGUGAAUAAUGAUAAUGAUUUAUAAUUUGCGUAGCAUGAUCAAAUUGUCGGGUUGGCUUCGCCACUGUAUAAUUGUCACUGCUAAAAAUCAUGCAGCCUUUAUUUUUAUACCGUCUUGAUAAAAUGUGAACUGUGAGCACUAUUUGCUAUUAUAUUCAAUAUAUGCAAUCGGAUAUGGCUCUCAAUCUGUCUCCAUUCUAGUUCCUCUGGCUUCAAGUGGGAUCCUCAGCGUUCUCCAAGAUGGAAUCAAGACGCCCAACGAGAGGAAGGUACGAUACACAGUUUGUCAUAUGAAUUAUAACAAAUAUAAUAGAAAGUUUACAGUACACACGUAAAAACGCACAAGUUCAAACAAACCUGCAGCAGACUUGUACAUAGCAAUGCUGUUCGAACAACUUGCCAACAAGAUGUGUUCGCAAUGAUUAUUCCCAAUCCCAGCUUGUUGACAAGUUGUUAACGGCUUGCUACAAGCCUGUUGCGAACACAUCUUCAUGACAAGUUGUGAGAUUUUUACGUGUGUGCAAGUUCAUUCCAUCCAACUUCAUUCCAAAUAUGUGAACAGUCCAUGGUUGGAUCCAGGGUGGAAGGGGCGUGUGCUCAUUGAACUUUGGUCGUGGCUCAGGGUGUGACCGUUGACCAAAUGCGUAAUUACUAGAGGGAGCUACAGCAGCAAGGCACUAUACUGUAGUCUCUUGUCUUGCAGUUUACAAUUUCAAAAUCAUGGUAUUAUCCCAUUUUGUCUCUAUUUUAUUUUUGUUUUUGUAAUCGCCUUUCCAAUAAGAAAAUGGAUUUGAUAAGGAUAUUGUCACUGCCCUUGCACCCCGCCAAGGCUAUGAGGGUGCACACCUCCCCUCACCCCCUCAGUAAAUCCAUCCCUGGUACAGUCAUACAUCCCUGAUACAGUCAUAUAUGUUCAGUUCUUUAUUAUUCCAGAUUCCAAGAGAAUGAAUGAAGUGAUAAGCACAAUGGCUAAACUCAGAUCUGCUUCUAACCAAGAGAAGAAAUCGAAAACUAAGGAGGUUUGUCUUCUAAACACUCGAUGCGAACAAACAUACGGUUCCAGGGGUAUUUUUCGGGGGGGGGGGUAUUCCCCCCCCAAAAAAAAAAAAAUUCCCGAAUUCCUCUCCAAAUCUGAAAAAAAAAAUUGGGGGGGGGCAGGGAGGAGCAUUUCCCCAAUGAAUUUUCUUCAUGAAUUAUUUCUACACAAACGCGAAAAAUGUUCUAUUGUAUAGAAUAUUUAACAAAUAUAAAAAAAUUUCCGUGUUGAUAUACAGUUAUAUCAACACGAGUGGAAAUUGGGAAAACGAGAAAUUGUGUGGAAACACGGGCGGAGUGUUUUCACACAAUUUCGAGUUUUCCCAAUUUCCACGAGUGUUGAUAUAACUAUAUAUCAAUACGGAAAAAAUGUUUUAUAUUUGUUUUAUAAUAUAGUACAAAGAAAUAUAAAGAAAGAAAUUUUCCGACGUUUCCGUGUUGACAUUGCGUUAUAUCAACACGGCUCUUAGCCAAUCAGCGUUCAGAAUUUACAAAUGCUAUAUUAUAAAACCCAAUAUCUGAUUUUUAGAAACAAAAUUAUUUUAGUUUCCAGGUGGAAUAUUUCAUAAACUGGAUCAUCAAUUUCGAGUUUCAAUCCAACCUCCUGCUGUGAAACAUCAGAACUCGAGUAAUCAAAUUUUAUCGGGGUAAAUAGUUUUUUACAUUUAUAACUUUUAAAAGGAGCUUAAAUUUAUGCCACAGAGAUAGUCCGCAGUAUUUUGGGUAGUAUAGUCCGCAGUAUGUUACAGGUCUGCAAACGAGUUGUUACAAAUCUGUUCACAAGCUGUCAAUAAAUUGUGUUGGAACAAGCUGUGAACAACUUGUAACAAGCUUGAUGGCAUUAUCAGACUUGUUACAAGGUUUGUUCCAACAAGACUGAUACAGGCGAUACAGUCAUCAUGUAACAAGAUUGUUACAAGAUGGAUGAUACAAGGUUGUAACAAUAUUUUCAUAUCUUGACUGUAUCAGACUUGUUAGAACAAGUUGUUCAACCUUAUCAAGUUGUUCCAUACUUGUUGACAACUUGGAACGAGCAACGCGAACACAACUUGUUGACUUUCUACUAGAGGUGUGCAUCGGAUCGGAUUGGACGUUUAUAAAACGACAAUUGGCUAAUGUUUAAAAUCCGAUCCGAAAUUGUCUAAUCCGAAUCCGAUCCGAGGUUUGAUAAAGAAUUCCGAUCCGAAGAAUCCUUUAAUAAAAUAAAUUUCUCAUUCAGGUUGAAAUAUUUAACGAAAUACAUAUAAAAGCAAGAAAUACAUGUCAAGAAGCUGACAAAGUGAUGUUCAAUUGAAGUAUCAAACGAAUAAUGCAGCGACAACCGCGAUAAUGCUUUGAUAAAUGCAUGGAUAAUUAAUUCUUGCGAUAAUACGUGGAUAGUUAAUUCAUUUUAAUUCGAAUAUCGAAGUCCGAUCCGACUACGAAACAACUUUAUCAAUCCGAUCCGAUCCGAAAUGUAUAUUUUUGUUCCGAAAUCCGAACGAAUCCGAUCGGAUUCGGAUCGGUUUUGCACACCUCUACUCGCUAUACAAGAUGUGAGAUUUUUGCGUGUGGUAGUGACAGCCACUUACACGCGUAAAAACGCACAAGUUUGUUCACAAGCUGUUAACAAGAUGUAUUCGCACUGCUUGUCACAAGUUGUCAACAGGUUUGGAACAACUUGUAACAACCUUGUCGAAAUUAUCAGACUUGUUGCAAGGUUGUUCUGACAAGUCUGCGACAUGCUUGAUAUAACAAGAUUGUUACAACCUUGUGUUGACAACCUUGUAACAUCCUUGUUAUAUCGUGGCUGUAACAAACUUGUUAGCACAAUCUUGUAACAAGGCUGAUACUAGUAAUGCCAUCAAUCUUAAUGUUACAAGUUGUUAACAGCUUGUUUCAAACUUGUUACAACAAACUGGGAACAAGCAGUGCGAACACAACUUGUUGACAGCUUGUGAACAGACGUGUAACAACUUGUUUGCAGACUUGUUACAACUUGUGCGUUUUUACGUGUGUACUGCAAAGGUUGGUAAUUUAAAUAACGUUUUGUCUGUCAUAUUUUAUAGCUCCCGUACAAAGAAAGCCACUGCCAACAAGAAUUAACAUUAAAAUGGACAGACGAAUUUUAUUGAAAAUGGUGGCAGACAAGUGAUAGAGUUAAUAUAUAAUGUGUUAAUAUAUAUAAUGUACAGAAGAUGUGUUCAUAUUUAUUAGGGGCUGUUC
This is a messenger RNA of Paramuricea clavata, 8641 nucleotides long. The record is from the annotation of a GenBank genome assembly. NCBI's taxonomy places the organism in Eukaryota, Metazoa, Cnidaria, Anthozoa, Malacalcyonacea, Plexauridae.